Jatropha curcas is the source of this 1541-nucleotide messenger RNA. RefSeq names its product anthocyanidin 3-O-glucosyltransferase 6. Gene Ontology annotation, molecular function: UDP-glucosyltransferase activity. NCBI's taxonomy places the organism in Eukaryota, Viridiplantae, Streptophyta, Magnoliopsida, Malpighiales, Euphorbiaceae. The record is from RefSeq and is a predicted model, not a curated record.
UUAUUAAUACAAAACUGAUAAAACAAACUCUAUAGUCUAAUGAAGAAAGUAGAACUGGUGUUUGUGCCUUCUCCAGGCGUCGGUCAUCUUGCAUCGACAUUAAAGGCAGCCAACCUUCUCCUUGGCCGCCAUGAACGAAUUUCCAUCACUGUCUUUGUCAUCAAACUUUCUUCUGAUCUUAAGAUCGCUAAAUAUAUCGAUUCUCUUCCUACAUCUGAUCGUAUCAGAUUCAUCCACCUACGACCUAAUGAUGACUCUAACGAUUCACCUCUCACUUUUAUUGAAAAAUAUAAACCCCAUAUCAAAGAAGCCGUUUCUAAACUUACGGCGAACUCCGAUUCCUCUCUCGCAGGAUUUGUUCUCGAUAUGUUCUGUGCGCCGGUGAUAGAUGUGGCCAACGAGUUUGGUGUCCCGUCUUAUAUUUUCUAUACUUCAAGUGCUGCUUCUCUUGGAUUUUGGCUUUAUGUGCAGUUUAUUCAUGAUGAGCAACAUGUGGACCUUACCCAGUUCAAGGAUUCCAACACUGAGUUGGUCGUGCCGACUUCGGUGAACUCAGUUCCCGGAAGGGUUUUCCCUUCAUCGUUCUUUGAAAAGGAGCGGCUCGUUCCUCUUCUUGCCCAUGGAAGAAGGUUUCGAGAAUCUAAAGGUAUUAUGGUAAAUUCAUUCAUGGAACUAGAAUCUCACGCGUUCAACUACUUUGGGCACAGUGAAAGUAGUAAAACUCCUCCGGUGUAUCCGGUGGGGCCCAUUUUGGGCCUUGAAGGCGACGUUGUGUCAGACGGAAGCAUCGGAGAUAAGGAAAUCAUGAAAUGGCUUGAUGAUCAAGCUCCAGAGUCUGUGGUGUUCCUUUGCUUUGGGAGCGGUGGAGGCUUUCCUGAGGAUCAAGUGAAAGAAAUUGCUUGUGCAUUAGAGCAUACAGGAUACCGAUUCUUAUGGUCCCUACGACAGCUUCCACCCAAGGGUAAAAUGGGACCUCCAAGUGAUUAUGAAGAUCUUGCACAAGUUCUACCAACAGGAUUCUUAGAUCGCACGGAUGGAAUUGGCAAAAUAAUUGGGUGGGCUCCACAGACUGCUAUUUUGGGCCACCCAGCGAUUGGAGGCUUUGUCUCACACUGUGGAUGGAAUUCUAUUCUAGAGAGCCUAUGGUUUGGUGUUCCAAUCGCCACGUGGCCAAUGUACGCAGAGCAACAAUUUAAUGCUUUUGCAAUGGUGAUUGAGCUGGGAUUAGCGGUAGAAAUAAAAAUGGAUUAUAAGAAAGAUAGUGAGAUAAUUGUAAGUGCUAAGGACAUAGAGAAAGGAAUUAAGUGUUUAAUGGAACAUGACAAUGAAGUGAGAAUGAAAGUUAAAGAAAUGAGUGAAAACAGUCGGAAAGCCUUAUCCGAUGGUGGAUCUUCAUCUUUUUCGUUGGACCGUUUGAUUCAAGAUAUAAUAAAUAAUGUGAUAUGAACGAUGAAAUAAUUAGUCAUUGUUGUAUAAAAUAAUAAUAUAUGACAUGUAAAUUUAAUUUAAUAUAGUUUAUUUAGAAUUUUGCAUUUUUAUGA